AUGAAGAACAUCAGCAUCUUUGCGCUUUCCUCCCUCCUCCUCUCCGUCUCCGCGGUGCCAAUGAAGGCCAAGCGUGACAUUGUCUGGGUCACCAAGACCGCCGAAGUUGUCGAGACUGUCCAAGUCACCAAGACCAUUUGGGUCAACGCUACCGGCCGUCCGAACCGCAGCCGCUCGCGCACUCGCACUUCGACUUCGACCGUCGAGACAACUUCUUUGAGCACCUCCACCCUCUAUGUGGCUCCAACCACCUCUACCCCUGAGGUCGCUCCUACCACGUCUGAGAUCCCUUCGUCGAUCUACGUGGCCCCGACAACCACUGAGACUCCUACCACCACUCAGGCCCCCUCGUCGACUUAUGUCCCGCCGCCGCCUCCCGCUACGACCGAGGCUCCUUCUUCAACAUACGUCGCGCCCGUCUCCUCUGCCGCUCCAGUCGUGUCUAUUGCUCCAGUCGAGAAGGCCGCCGUUGCCAGUACUAGCAGCAGCGGUGCCACCUACACCGGUCAGCUGACCUGGUACGUAACCGGCAUGGGCUCCUGCGGCAUCGUGUCCGGGUCGACCGAGCCCAUCGUCGCCGUCAGCCACGUCCUAUAUGACGCGACGAAAGUCGACGGCAACCCGAACCACAACACCAUCUGCGGAAAGAAGGUCAGCAUCGAAUACGCCGGCAAGUCGCACGUCGCCACCGUCGUCGACCGCUGCGAGGGCUGCAAGGAGGGCGACCUCGACCUGUCCAACGGCUUCUUCAACACCGUCACCAACUUCGGUGACGGCCGCGUCAGUGGUGCCAAGUGGAGCUUCAUUUCCUAA
Molecule: messenger RNA, 813 nt
Organism: Coniosporium apollinis CBS 100218
Lineage: Eukaryota; Fungi; Ascomycota; Dothideomycetes
Exons: 1
Coding region: 1-813 (270 amino acids)
Source: RefSeq, a predicted model, not a curated record